Messenger RNA from Fusarium graminearum PH-1, 1704 nucleotides. RefSeq lists its product as uncharacterized. NCBI's taxonomy places the organism in Eukaryota, Fungi, Ascomycota, Sordariomycetes, Hypocreales, Nectriaceae. The transcript has 4 exons. The record is from RefSeq and is a predicted model, not a curated record. Bases 1 to 1704 code for a protein of 567 amino acids.
AUGAAACAAAGUUUGAACCAGGAUUAUGCCGCCUGUGCUGCCAAACAGAAAAAAAACAGAGCCGCUAUGCGGGAUCUUGAACGUUGGGGAGGAGACACUAAUCGAACCGCCGCCAUCGAACAAGCACGCCUUCAGAUGGAAGAAGUUGCCGACCAGAUCCAUCGCACGAGAGAGCAGCAUGACUGCAGGGUGGAAGUUGCACAACAAAGUAUUCCGGUGGAAUCUAAAACGACUGUAGAUCAUCUUUCAUCUGAACUGGUUACAGAUUCAGUUGUGGGCACAGAUAACGACCCCGGCGUUGCUGGUGUAACUACCGACGAAAUCCAGCCAAUCCGCCCACUCACCACGAUUCUCCCAGACGCACCAGUUUUCUUUGGAGAUCCCACCCAAAGCAGCUUCAGAGUAGACCGCGAUGAUAUCGAUGAUGACCUCAGCAGUGAUGGCUCUGGUAGCUGUAUGUCUUCAUCUACUGCCCCUACUUCAGUAUCUGGUGGAGGGGGGCCAGGACAACGUGAAGCGAAUGAGGCCUUCAUCGACCUUCUCUACAAUACUGUGGACUUGCGAAAGCUCAUACAUCCAUCCCUAUAUGGGAAAGAGACGGAUCGCAAACAACUAGUGGGCAAGCUUCGAAAGCUACUGAAGCUAUUCGGACAAGAUUUGGAGGCUGAAAUACGCAGCUCGGAAUCAACCCGAAUGGGCGUUUUUUUCAGAAAGUCAUCCAAACAACUGUCUUCUGAGAUUAUCAUUGGGCUGUCGAAAGAAGAAAGAGGAUAUGAAGAAAGAGUGCCUAGAGAUAGGGAAAUUGACGCGGUAUCCGAAGACGAUGAGCUAGUUGAAUCUGAUUCUGGAGAUGAAGCAGAUAUUCGGCCCAACAUGCCCGGCCUCAAAAGCUUGAUUGCCUCAACAAACUCUUUUUGCGCAUUUAUCACGCGUUUAGUUGACUUCGUCGAUCCGUCUUUUGAGGCACGGCUAAAACGACUGGCCAAGUCAAAGACCAAAGGAAUGAACGGUUCUGACAUUCAUCACAUCACAGAGGUGGUAUCAGAACUCUCAUACUCAAAACCAAAAACCAUCAACUUGUCGGAAUAUGAGGGGAUAUCAUGGAUCCGCAAGUCUAUGGCUUCUCUCAUGGCGGCGCUUCCGGGUGAGUGGGAUUGGUGGCCGCUGAAUGAGCCCCGACGACAGCCGCUACCCAAUUGUGCUACACUCACUUGGACUUGUGUAUGCGGAGAUAUCCGAAGAGAAGUUGUUCCUAAAACAUUCGCAAGGGGCGUGAUCAAGAUCAGAGAACAGACACUACCUAUGUCAUCUCCACCAUGUACCGCACCACCGGAAGUCUCUAUGGCUGAUACCAAACCAUCUCCCACUCCAUCUGGCAGCCAUAGCUUACAUAUCUAUCCGCAAAAGUCAAUGCAAGAUCCUACACCUUUCACUCGGACUUCUAUUGUAUCAGACGCUCUUCCGGUAACAAUAUCGAUGCCAUCAACAAGUCGCUACAUUAUGUUCUUUGUUAACUCUGGAGGGUUGCAACUAAGACCCAUUGAGUCCAAGUCUCUAUGUAACGAGCAGCUCUUCUGUCAAUUGAGAGCUGAGUAUCGGCAAGCCAAGGGCUGGUUCAAGACAUGGUUCGGUCUCAUGACAUUUUCCCAUUGUGACUUCCACCAGGCCCAGGUCCAUGACAUACUUGUACCACAGCUGACGUAG